ACUGCCCUCAUACCCUCUGGUCCACGGACUUUCCACUGACCACGCUGCUGCCCAGCUGCCCUCCGGGAGAGGAUUUCAGGCCCUGCAUCAACUGGAAGUUCACAGAGGCCCAGAAGCUGCUGGCCCAAAGGAGGCCCCGUCGGUCCUUCUUUGAACCCUCCAUCCGGGCCCUCAUCAUCUUGUGCGCCUCCCUGGCCGUGGUCCUCUCCUCCCUCUCCAUCUGCGAUGGCCACUGGCUCCUGGCCGACGACCGUCUGUUCGGGCUGUGGCACUUCUGCACCACCUCCAACCAGGCUGAGCUGCACUGCGUCCGAGACCUGAGGCAGGCCCACGUGCCCGGGCUAGCCUCGGGCAUGGCUGUGGCCCGCAGCGUGGCCACCUUGGCCGUGGUGGUCGCCAUCUUUGGCCUGGAGCUCCUCAUGGUGUCCCAGGUGUCCGAGGACGCCCACUCGUGGCACAAGUGGGCCGUGGGCUCCGCCCUCUUCCUCCUCGCCUCCAUCCUCUCCUUCGGGGGCCUCCUGAGCUUCCUGACCCUCCUUAGGAACGAGGUCACGCUCAUGGGCCUCAGCCUGACGUUCUGGAGCGAAUUCACGGCCUCCUUCCUCUUCUUCCUGAACGCCAUCAGCGGCCUCCACAUCAACAGUAUCAGCCGGACUGACAGCGUCACGUACCCCUGGGGCCUGCCUGCAAAAUUUUAGGCCCCCCCAGCGAGGGCGCUGAGUUCUACCAGAAAGUGUGGUCAAGAUGGGACUUCUCCAACAUGUGACAUUCGAACUGCCGCCUCUCGGCCUUGGGGUGGUCGGGCCAGUGGCCUUUGCAGCCCAGAGGGCAGGUGGGCGCCUCCGAGCCACCAGCUGCACCAGCUUAGCCACGUUAUUAGGAUGUUGACUUCACAAGAAGAAACAUAUUCUGAAACCCAUUCUUGAGUCCUUCCUGGGAUGGGAGUAGAUGUGGAAGCAGCUCAGGUAACCGGUGCUCAGGCUGGCCGCACAGCCAAGUACAUUUCACACCUGUUUUAGUGACUCUGCUGGGAUAUGGGCUGCAGGGCCCCUGGGGCCUCCGGGCUUGCUAAGAGUGAAUCGUCUGUCAGCGAAGGGUGUCCAGUCAGUGCCGAGGACUUGCUUCACCAGCUCAAAGGGCCUCGUGCAGAUUCCCUGCUUUAGCUUUGGUCGCGUCAGGGAGGCAGCGUUCAGGGCUGCUGGGGUGCAGAAGCUUUUCAAACCGUUUGACUUUAUUUGAGCCCUGCCCUUUGUCGGGGGGACCCCGUAAUCCCUGGAUAACCCCAGCUUCCAGCAGCUGGCUGUGCCUCGGGACUCUCCCUGUCAAUCCCGCCUGAAGCCCUUCCAGGAGGGCCCGCCUGGCUUGGUAAGCGUGGGCAAUCCACCUUUGGUAAGGGCCCGACAGCCUCAGGGUGCCAUUUUUAUCCUAGAGCACACUUCAAAGAGGACGUAUCUGGAGCUGCUGGACUCCAGGGGGUACUGGGGACUGGCCCGACCUCAGGUAAUGAUUAACAACCACCCUGGAUGCAGAGGCCUGCAGGUGGAGGGGACCAGGAACCGGUGGAGAUUUCCACCUUUGCUGGCCACUUUACAUUUCUGUGCACCAAACUGGCCUCUUUCCAGUCCCUUUUCUGCCCAGUAGGUGGGCUUUUUGCUCUCAGCCCAUUUCAUUCAACACUAGCCCCGUGCCCCUCCCCCACCUGAUGACUUCAGGCCUUUCCUGGUUCAUUCUGGCUGCCACUGAUUGCAUGGGGUUUUGGUCUCUGCCCUGCCAGGUCCUCUUUCUGGGCUGGACUGGGUGCCUCUACCUCUCCUGUGAUUUUUUUUUUUUUUAACUUUUUGAUUCCAAGGUGUACAGAGUCCAUGAAGGUCCCUGGAGAGCGCCCUGGAAAAUGGAUAUCUGGCCUUCUCACCCCAGUAGCAGACUAUAAGAUGCAAAGGGGGUGACCUUGUCUUCAGGGGUGAGAUGCAGAAGUUGGGGGCCAGGGCCACUUGUCCAGGGUCACCUAAAGCCAGAACUAGAGCUGGGCCCACCUACCAGCAAGAUGCCCUCUUCUCUAGCCGCGGGGAGGGUCGUCUCUGCUUCUGUCAAGAAUACUCUCCCCCUUGGGCUUCCCUGGUGGCGCAGUGGUUGGGGGUCCACCUGCCGAUGCAGGGGACACGGGUUCGUGCCCCGGUCCGGGAGGAUCCCACGUGCCACGGAACGGCUGGGCGCGUGAGCCGUGGCCGCUGGGCCUGCACAUCCGGAGCCUGUGCUCCACGACGGGAGAGGCCACAACAGUGAGAGGCCCGUGUACCGCAAAAAAAAAAAAAAAAAAAAAAAAAAAGAAUACUCUCCCCUGAGCACGCAGGCUUUGUUUUGUAAAAGGGUUCAAAUAUUUAGUCCUUUAACCCUCACAUGGCUGCUAAUAAUUGAGGGAGCUGAGAUUCAGAGUAAAGGGUGAGACUUAAAAUCCCCAGUGGGGCGGGGAGACAGGGCCCUGU
Messenger RNA from Orcinus orca (killer whale), 2483 nucleotides. RefSeq names its product transmembrane protein 37 (gene TMEM37). Gene Ontology annotation, cellular component: membrane. The transcript is spliced from 2 exons. The coding region runs from base 354 to 698 and encodes 114 amino acids. Gene Ontology annotation, molecular function: calcium channel activity; voltage-gated monoatomic ion channel activity. The record is from RefSeq and is a predicted model, not a curated record. Lineage: Eukaryota; Metazoa; Chordata; Mammalia; Artiodactyla; Delphinidae.